This is a messenger RNA of Clonostachys byssicola, 2028 nucleotides long. NCBI's taxonomy places the organism in Eukaryota, Fungi, Ascomycota, Sordariomycetes, Hypocreales, Bionectriaceae. The record is from the annotation of a GenBank genome assembly.
AUGGAUCAGGCGCGUUUGAAGACUAUCGAGGAUAAUCCAAUCGAAGCAGGCCUUGAUAGUUUUCGCGAAAUUUUCCGCACGAUCUGUCAAGACCGGAGUCUUCCUGCUAUACCAGAAAGCCUCGAGAGUCUCCACGAAAACGACCUCCAAGACCUUGUCCUCGACCUUCUAUUAGAAUUGCAGAGGCUUCCCGUCGCACGUCUGCUCCCUUCCAGUGGCCGCAGCAACCAUCUCCGCACCGACAUAUUGAAACUUAGCCCCGCGAUCAUUUCGAACGAGUAUGAGAUCGACCGCAUCAAGCCUCUUCUCCAUGCCGUGGUCGCCGAGAACACAGUUGAUACGGUUAUUUGGAAUCAUGUCUAUGCAGCUCUCACUGAAUCUACACCCCCUCCCCAAACGAUCGCUUCCUCUCUCCCAGAAACCCCGGGGCUUCUCAGUCCAGCCCAAUUCUCGAACUUCUCUGAAUAUGAUCAAUAUAUGGAUGAAGUCCUGAAGGAAGAAUUGGGCGAAUUAUACGUCGGGCUUCCUAGAUUCUACGAGGCUUUCUUCGGUGCAGUUCCCGAACUUGAUCGAGCAUCCAAGGCCGUAUUCGCAAAGUGUCUUCAGGGCGACGAGCCGCUCUUCCGUGAAGGAUGGAGGGAUUGGCCGGCAGAUGCCGAACUAGAUGGGGUUUUAAGCUGGUUUUCGACCGUCAUUGGGAAGCUUGAGGACCUCGCGGACGAAUACAAGCCAACCACAACAUUACGGAGGAGGCCUCUGGCACAACCCAGCAGACCAAUUCGAGGGUCUACAACAGAACGCAAAUUGGACGUCGGAUUCAUUGCGGACCCCGACGCCCAGAAGGACUCUCGAUGCCAUUGGUCGCAGAUCCUGGUGCCAGGAGAAUUAAGGAGCAAUCCCUCCGCCGACACGGCUUUGGAGGCUUGGCUCGACCUCGGGAGAUCUGUUAGAGAGGUGCUGACUGCUCAGGAUAAUCGCCGCUUCGUUCUGGGCUUUACGCUUUGCGGAUCUCUAAUGAGGAUAUGGGAGUUUGAUCGUCUUGGAGGGACUGCCUCGGAGAGUUUCGAUAUCAACCAGGAUGGAGAACAAUUUGUGUAUGCGAUCCUCGGGUUUCUCUGGAUGAGUGAUCAACGUCUUGGAUUUGACCCUACAAUUAUCUCAUCGGGAGGGAGACGGUACAUCGAGAUCGCACGGAAUGGCCAGACGGAGCGACUCAUUCUUGACAGACUGAUCAAGCGAGCGUCUUGCGUGGCCGGUCGUGGAACAACAUGCUGGCAGGCCCAUCGAGAAGAAGAUGGUAUGCCCCUUGUCAUUAAGGACUUUUGGGAAUAUUCCGAGACGAAAAAGAAUCGAGUCCAUCAGCGCAUCGUCGUUCGUGAUUUUGGAAAGCCGAUCUACGAGGCAAGCUCCCGAGUUUCCCUCCUCUCCGCGCUGGAGGCAUGUAUCGAGGGGCAUGAGUCCCUACGCUCAAAGGCCGGCAUCCUCCACCGAGACAUCUCUAUCAACAACCUCAUGAUAAACGAGGACGAUGAAAACCCAUCUUGGCGUGGAUUUCUUAUUGACCUCGGCCUAGCUAUUCAUGAGCAACGCGAAGGUGUCUCAGGGGCAAGAGGGAGGGUCGGCACAAGGGUAUUUAUGGCUAUUGGGGUGCUUCUUGGUGAACGGCACUCUUUUAUGCAUGAUAUUGAAUCAUUCUUCUGGGUCUUAUUCUGGAUAUGUAUUCACUACGAUGGUCCUCACCGGGCCAGAGUCGUUCGACAUUUCGACGAGUGGCAUACUGCUGGCGCCGACCAGCUCGCAGACUUGAAGAAAGGAAAGAUUGGUCAUGAGGGUGACUUCAUCAGAUUCGCAAAGGAAAACUUCACACAAUAUUACCAGCCCCUGGUUCCUUGGGUCAAUAGAGUCCGGAAGAUAGUGUUUCCAAAUGGUGGAAGAUGGGAGAAAGAGGACGCCGCUUUGUAUUCUAGAUUCAGGAAAAUCCUUCGCGAUGCCCAGGAAGACCCAGAGGUUUCGCAAGUAUCAGAAUAA